Messenger RNA from Sturnus vulgaris (Common starling), 2735 nucleotides. Lineage: Eukaryota; Metazoa; Chordata; Aves; Passeriformes; Sturnidae. The record is from RefSeq and is a predicted model, not a curated record.
CACCCUGAAAAUGGCUAAGACCUUGGCUUUAAAUUACUCCAGUUACUUUACAGAAGUCUUUCUGUGGAUAAAUAAACUGGCCGAUGUGUAGAGAAGUUGUAAAGCAUUAUGAAGAGCAGGGCUGGCAAACAAGGCUGGCACUGAAGGAAAGAAUAAAAUUGCUUUAUGUUGGUUCCUGUAGAAAGCCAGACAGGUCUGGUGCCUCUUCUGACUGAGGGGCUGGGUUGUGGUCUCCUCCCUACCCACCCAUUCCAGUCCCCUGCUUCCUCCCACCUGCAUGGUAAGAGGGGAAAAUGCUUCUAAAUACAGAGCCCAUGGACUUUAGAACUUCUGUACAAGAAGGCCAAAUGCUUCUCUUCCCCCAAGCCACAAAUGAGGGAUCUGUUUCCACAAGGAACUGUGACAUUCUAACACUAAUGAAGAGGGGAAGCAUUGCCUGUGACUUGCAGGUGAAGAUGUCCAGUGUUUUCUCUUUCCUGUUAAAAAACUGUUGUAUGAUUAACCAGACUAAUGCAAACUGCAAUAAAUUCUGAUAAGGAGUAGUUGGAGAUGCUGUAACAUUAUCAAGUUGUAAGGAACCCUGUUAGAUUUGUAAAUAUCUCUUCAUAGCAACUGCUAAUGCCCUGAGAUGGGAACUGCUGCAGAGGAGACUCUGUGAAUUGCUGUGCCAGUGCUGUGCAGAAUUAGAAUCUGACUACACUUUGCUGCCCACAUCAGCUGAACACAUAAAAAGGAAGCAGCUCCAUUGCUCCAAACGACCAUGGAAUGAAGGACCCACCUCGUGCUCUGACUUUCCCUGGGCACUGCCCUCGAGUGUUUCACACUGGCACAGCUCCUCUCUGCUAGAUGCUCUGACCUUGGAGAUCUCCUGCCCAAAUAACCCUGCUGGGCACAGCUGGGACCAGCCUUGCAGGCAGAGCCUUGGCAGCUGCACCUUGGAGAGGUGUGAUGUGGGACACGUGUCCAGCUCAGAUGUGACAUCAGGAGAAUGCAGGUGGAAAAUAUGCUCUGCUGAUGACUACACUGAUGCAGACCUUCCUGUUUCCAUUACAAUGAUGGACUCUUCACUUGCCGAGGUUGACUGUGGGGAGCCAACACCAGCAGCCACUCUGAUCCCAUCCAGGUCAGGUCUUGUGCAAGGUUUAAAAUCCUUUAUCAAGAAUCUGUAUCUUGUGGAUGAGUAUCUGAAAGGGUUUUGUUUUGGCAGUGAUCACUUAACAUCAGCCCCAGAAGCUCUUGCAUCCUCAGUGGAAAGCACAGCACCGGUACCGGGCUGCCUUGUUAUGGAGGAGGGAUCAUCCAAGGGCUUUCCUGAGAGAGGGGAAGAUGUGCCAACUUCUGAGGCAACAAACAGCGAUAAGGAGGCAGCUGCUCCCGUGUCAGGACCAAGUCAGAUCAAGAAUGAAUCCUGCCUGAUGAUGGAAGAACACAAGCCUGUGUUUCAGAAUGUUUUGAAGCAAGACCUGGAGGUGGAGCAGGAAAAGAAAAAUAAUAAAGAGCAGAGUGAGGAAGCACCAGCUGUGGUUCCCAGCAGGAAAGGGAGUUCACCCACUGCAGGUGGCAUUAAAGGAGAUAAAACCAAGCAAAAUGAGCCUGACUCCCCAAAUGAGAAGGAAGUGGAGGCUGAAUUUCUGAGGCUAUCUUUAGGUUUUAAGUGUGACUUGUUUACCUUGGACAAAAGAGUGAAGCUUGAAGAGAGGUCCCGAGACCUGGCUGAAGAAAACUUGAAAAAGGAGAUCACAAAUGCUGUGAAGAUGUUAGAGGCACUAGCUCCUUUGUGUGAAGAAGAUAACCAAGCACAGGAGAUCAUUAAGAAGCUGCAGAAAAGCCUGCAGUUCCUCAGCCAAUAUGCAGCUCGAGUUGCCAGCAGAGCAGAGAUGUUGGGAGCUAUUAAUCAGGAGAGCCGGGUGAGCAAGGCUGUGGAGGUGAUGAUCCAGCACGUGGAGAAUCUGAAGCGCAUGUACGCCAAAGAGCACGCCGAGCUCGAGGAGCUCAAGCAGGUCCUGCUCCAGAACGAGAGGUCCUUCAGCUCCCUGGGAGACAGAGAUGAAUCUAUGAAUAAGAAGCUCCCAAGUCCUUUUAACUUUAAGCCCUCGGCAGCCCUGAGGAGAGUGAGCAUUGCCACAGUGCCCAGGAGUGCUGGGAAUGCAGGGAUCGGGGUGCCACUGGCCCAGUUCCAUGAACCUGAUGGGGAUGAACGGAGUGACAGAUUCAGCAGGAGAUCAAGCAGUUGGGGCAGGCUAGGGGUGAAGCAGAACGAGAAGCGUCCUUCACUGCAGAGGUUCCUCAGCACCUAUUCCUGGGCAGAGUAUGAAGAGGAGCAUUUUGAAACCAAAAAUGAGCAGUUGGAGUCACCUGCUGAAGUACAGGAACAACCAACAAGGAAGGAAAGUGUCUCUGAAAAAGGAAAAUGCACAUCCAAAUGGACCCUGGAGUCAAUGUACAAUUUGAUGUCAGCGUGGGCAUCCCACUUCAAGGCUUCCUUCUGCAACGCUAACAAAACCCUCUGGGUGUCCGUGUCCAUCCUGGUGCUGCUGGCUGCUCUCACGAGCUUCCUGACGGGGCUGUCCCUGCAGAGGCCAGCAGAUGCAGCCCCUGUGGGCACUGGGGACUCCUGGACAUCACUGCAGCAGCUGCUGUGGCCCUACACAGGACUGCAACACCACGGCCCUCCCCCGGUAUAACCCCGGCCCCGCCGCCCGAGCGCCACUGCCACGGCUGCAGGACAGGAGCUG